GUGUGGAGUGAACAGCUGAAAGAUGAGUCAAACAUCACUGGAGUCCAAACUGAAGGCCCUGCAGUGCCACUUCACCUGGGAUCUGGACCCCAGCAGGUCCGAACUCUGCCGUCUCAAGGACAAGCUGGAGGACAUCGGCACCGAGGAGGGAAACAGCUGGCUGGGUCACAUUUACAACCUGCGGGGGUACGUUCAAUACAAGCUGGGGUUCAGCAAAGAUGCCCAGAGUUUGUUCAACAAGGCUGCAGAGGCCUUCUGCCAGACAAGAAGAGCAGACGCAGACGAGGGUCCCUGGUUAGUGGUGAACUACGGGAACCUGGCUUGGCUGCACCACCACCUGGGAGAACAAGCAGAGAGUCAGGCUUACCUGUCAAAGGUCGACGCCCUGAUGAAUAAAUACCCAUCUCCAUCCCAGGACGAGCUCCAUCCAGAGAUCUACGCUGAGAAAGCCUGGACCCUGAUGAAGUUCAGCACAGACAAGAAGCAGCUGGCAGCAGAUUACUUCCAGAGAGCCAUCAGGAUGCAGCCGGACAUGGUGGAGUGGAAAACCAGCCACAUCUUAGUGUUGUAUAAUAUCUCAAAGUCAGUGUACACAGGACUGGAUGCUGACAUGUUGGAGAAAAUGAGAAUUGCAAAGGAAAAAGAUCCAGAGAACUUGUACCUCGCUGUUCACUACCUUGAGCAGAACGCUAAAACGAUGAAGAGAGAAAGAGUUGAAGAUGAAGCUGGAGAGUUAGCUCAGAAGAUUCUGAAGAAUCCAGUCAGCAGCUACAGCGGUUUGAAAUCUUUGCUGUGGGUUUAUUUUAAAUAUGUUUCUGUUGAUGAGGCCAUUGAUCUGGCAGAGGAGGCUCUGAGACGUCAUCCAGAUGUGCGUUAUCUGAAGAGCUGUGUUGCUCUCUGCUACAAAUGGAUCAUUACUUCCAGAGGCAGUUUCCCAAAUCAAAGCAUGAUAGACAGAGCGAUCAGCCUCCAUGAGGAGCUGAUUCCUCUUUACCCUCAGUCUUCUCUGGUGAAGAAAAUAGACCUCGCAAGCAUACACGCAAAGUCAAAUCACAGCCAGGCUAAAGCUGAGCAGAUUUACCAGGAGCUGUUAGAGAGCGAUCUGGAUCCCGAAGAGAAACAGAUGGUUUACAACAGGUUCGCACACUAUUUAAAUAUUGAUCGAAGGGAUCGUCAAGGGUCAAUACAGUAUCACAUGAAGGCAGCAGAGAUACUGUACAAAUCACGCUUUCGUGAGAACAGCAUCAGAGUUCUGGGAAAGAUUAAAGAUGCAGUUAGGAAACCGGAAGACUUAGAGGAGUUUCUGCAGAACCGGCAGGAGCCAUGA
Molecule: messenger RNA, 1327 nt
Organism: Acanthopagrus latus (yellowfin seabream)
Lineage: Eukaryota; Metazoa; Chordata; Actinopteri; Spariformes; Sparidae
Product: interferon-induced protein with tetratricopeptide repeats 2-like
Biological process (GO): defense response to virus
Cellular component (GO): cytosol
Molecular function (GO): protein binding
Source: RefSeq, a predicted model, not a curated record